UUGGUUUAUGGCAUGUCCGUUCCUACAGUGCGUUGUUGCGGGGCCGAAACAGGCUGAAGCAUGGCAGUACCUACCGGCAGAGCUGUGGUAUUCGUAACCGGGAACGCGAAAAAAUUGGAAGAGGUCGUUCAGAUCCUUGGUGACAAAUUUCCCUACAAACUGAUUUCUAAGAAGAUUGACUUGCCUGAAUAUCAGGGAGAACCAGAUGAGAUUUCUACACAGAAGUGUCUAGAAGCAGUCAGGCAGGUGGAUGGGCCAGUGCUGGUGGAGGACACCUGUCUGUGCUUCAAGGCGCUAGGAGGACUACCAGGACCUUACAUAAAAUGGUUCUUGGAUAAACUGAAGCCUGAAGGAUUGUAUAAAUUGCUGGCAGGUUUUGAAGAUAAAUCAGCCUGGGCUCUGUGUACAUUUGCUUUCUGUGCUGGAAAAGAGGAGCCAGUUCAGCUGUUCCGAGGAAGAACCGAGGGCCGUAUUGUUGAGCCCAGGGGUCCAAGGGAUUUUGGCUGGGAUCCUUGUUUCCAGCCUGAUGGUUAUGAAAAAACUUAUGCUGAGCUCCCUAAAGAAGUGAAGAACAGCAUCUCCCAUCGGUACCGUGCCCUGGCAGCCUUGUCGGAACACUUCUCCCAGCAAAACGACACACCAGAGACCAAGCGCACAAAACACCAGGACUGAGUUCUGUUCUCUUUCCAAGCAGAAUCGGCCAAUCACAGCUCAGUUUGGCUCUUCCUCAAAUCAAUGCACUAAUGUGCUGAUCUUAAACGCUUUAAUAUGUACUCCAUCCUCUUUGUCUUUUAAAUAA
This is a messenger RNA of Rhinichthys klamathensis goyatoka, 799 nucleotides long. RefSeq names its product inosine triphosphatase (nucleoside triphosphate pyrophosphatase) (gene itpa). Bases 61 to 672 code for a protein of 203 amino acids. The transcript has 8 exons. Gene Ontology annotation, cellular component: cytoplasm. The record is from RefSeq and is a predicted model, not a curated record. Gene Ontology annotation, molecular function: nucleoside triphosphate diphosphatase activity. NCBI's taxonomy places the organism in Eukaryota, Metazoa, Chordata, Actinopteri, Cypriniformes, Leuciscidae. Gene Ontology annotation, biological process: nucleoside triphosphate catabolic process.